Aspergillus ibericus CBS 121593 is the source of this 1698-nucleotide messenger RNA. RefSeq names its product tannase and feruloyl esterase. The record is from RefSeq and is a predicted model, not a curated record. Lineage: Eukaryota; Fungi; Ascomycota; Eurotiomycetes; Eurotiales; Aspergillaceae. The transcript has 4 exons. Bases 1 to 1680 code for a protein of 559 amino acids.
AUGGGGUUCAAAUCUGGCUUCGCCAUAUGGACGUCUCUUCUCUCUCUGGCCAGCGCGCAAUUCAAGUGCAGUCUACCGGCAGGCGACAUUUGCGCCUAUGAGAAUGCCACCACCUACCAGGCGGUUAAUGCCCCCAAUUGCACUACCCGUGGGCUGCAGGCAUUCGUGAACAGGGUGCCGGGGUUGAAUGGGACCGCCCUGACCGUCCCCUACGCCUUUUACAUCGACAGCAAUGCAACUCUGGACGAGUUUACAGACUAUGUCGGCGCUUCCGUCUUCACGACUGAUAUUCCGCCCGUGUGCGCGUUUCGAGUCAAUGGCACCAAUGCCGAGGGUGCCAGUUGGGGUCUGGGUGCCCUGCUUCCCACACACUUCAAUGGCAGUAUCAUGAUGGCUGCCCCAGAUGCUGGAUUGUCGUGGGGCGUGGCGAGUGCGGGUCUCAAAUACGCCUUUGCCACCUUCGCUUCCAACUCGGGCCACGACGAGCCGGACCACGUUUCGGGCUGGGAGACUCCUGAGGGUCUAGUCGACUGGAGUCACCGUGCACUGCAUCUCUCCACGCUGACUGCCAAAUCCAUUGUCAAAGCCUGGUACAAUGUCGAACCCAAAUACAGCUACAUUACCGGGUGCUCGGGCGGAGGCCGGCAGGUGAUGAAGUCCAUUCAAACCUACCCGGAUGACUACGACGGUGCGAUGGCCGGUGCCCCGACUUGGUGGAUGACGCACCAGGCUUUCUACAGCGUCAAGCAACAGACUAUCGGUGGCGCGGCCAGGUCCAAUUCUUCCAUCCCGGCUUCGUUGUAUUCCAUCAUUGGGGAGGAGGUCCUUCGUCAAUGCGAUCCCCAGGACGGCCUCGUGGACUCCAUCGUCUCGAGACCUCAAGGCUGCUUCUUCAAUGCCGAAGCUCUGGCCUGCAACAGCACCCAAACAUCCAACUGUCUGACCGCACCACAGCUAGAAACACUCCAAAAGAUCUACAGCGACUGGGCCACCUUUGACCAGGACCUCAUCUAUCCCCGCACAUGGUACGGCAGCGAAGCCACCUGGAACACCACGUUCGGCAAUCCCUCGGGUUCAUGGUACAUUGAGAACGUUCUGGGCAUUAAGAACUUCACGGCGCAAGACUUAACCUACGAGCUCAUUGCGGAAGCCGAUGCUCGCGACCCUGCCCACGCCAACGCUGAUGACUUUGAUCUGUCGCCGUUCUUCGAGAAGGGCGGUAGGUUCUUCCACUGGCACGGCAUGUCCGACUCGGUGGUCUCGCCGGGUGCGAGUGUCUACUACCAUAACCAGGCAACCUACGCUGCUUUGGAAAAGGGAAUCGACAUUGACCAACACUAUCAGCUGUACCUGAUCCCGGGCUUAGAACACUGCUCCGGAACCCCCGAGUGCAUGGCAGCCCUAUGGUACCUCGCCGGCCCAUACCAAGCGGGUAACUUCUUCAACUUUACUCCCGCCAACGUCGUGGAUAACUACGUCCACGACUCGUUCCUCACUCUGAUCAGCUGGGUGGAGGGUGGUCAUGCCCCGUCCUACAUGGUGACGACAGAUUUCGAUGAUAAUUCGGAUCCUAUGACGCUGUUGGAUAACCGGAAGAUUUGCCCAUACCCGAAGCAAGCGAACUGGACUCAGACGGGUGUUUCGACGCAUGAAGAUUACUGGGAUUGUAUUUACGUGUAGACAGGGUUACCCUUGCCG